Molecule: messenger RNA, 10998 nt
Organism: Cercocebus atys (sooty mangabey)
Lineage: Eukaryota; Metazoa; Chordata; Mammalia; Primates; Cercopithecidae
Gene: MPRIP
Product: myosin phosphatase Rho interacting protein
Exons: 24
Coding region: 79-3171 (1030 amino acids)
Biological process (GO): actin filament organization
Cellular component (GO): actin cytoskeleton
Molecular function (GO): actin filament binding
Source: RefSeq, a predicted model, not a curated record
CGCGCUGAGCCCCGGAGCCCGGGAGCGCCAGGCGCCGGCUUGCGCCGUCGCCGCGCCCGCGCCACCCCGGCGCCGACCAUGUCGGUAGCCUCAGGAAACCUGCUCAGGAAAUUCCAGACCAACAUCUUCAAUAGGAGCGAGUAUCAGAACUGCUUCAAGCCCCGCGAGUCGCAUCUGCUCAACGACGAGGACCUGACGCAGGCAAAGCCCAUUUAUGGCGGUUGGCUGCUCCUGGCUCCAGAUGGGACUGACUUUGACAACCCGGUGCACCGGUCUCGGAAAUGGCAGCGACGGUUCUUCAUCCUUUACGAGCACGGCCUCUUGCGCUACGCCCUGGAUGAGAUGCCCACGACUCUGCCUCAGGGCACCAUCAACAUGAACCAGUGCACAGACGUGGUGGAUGGGGAGGGCCGCACGGGCCAGAAGUUCUCCCUGUGUAUUCUGACGCCUGAGAAGGAGCAUUUCAUCCGGGCAGAGACCAAGGAGAUCGUCAGUGGGUGGCUGGAGAUGCUCAUGGUCUAUCCCCGGACCAACAAGCAGAACCAGAAGAAGAAACGGAAAGUGGAGCCCCCCACACCACAGGAGCCUGGGCCUGCCAAGGUGGCUGUCACCAGCAGCAGCAGCAGCAGCAGCAGCAGCAACAGCAGCAGCAGCAGCAGCAUCCCCAGUGCUGAGAAAGUCCCCACCACCAAGUCCACACUCUGGCAGGAAGAAAUGAGGGCUAAGGACCAGCCAGAUGGCAGCAGCCUGAGUCCAGCUCAGAGUCCCAGCCAGAGCCAGCCUACUGCUGCCAGCUCCCUGCGGGAACCUGGGCUGGAGAGCAAAGAAGAGGAGAGCGCCAUGAGUAGUGACCGCAUGGACUGUGGCCGCAAAGUCCGGGUGGAGAGCGGCUACUUCUCCCUGGAGAAGACCAAACAGGACUUGAAGGCCGAGGAGCAACAGCUGCCCCCGCCGCUCUCCCCUCCCAGCCCCAGCACCCCCAACCACAGGAGGUCUCAGGUGAUUGAAAAGUUUGAGGCCUUGGACAUUGAGAAGGCAGAGCACAUGGAGACCAAUGCAGUGGGGCCCUCGCCAUCCAGCGACACACGCCAGGGCCGCAGCGAGAAGAGGGCGUUCCCUAGGAAGCGGGACUUCACCAAUGAAGCCCCCCCAGCUCCUCUCCCAGACGCCUCGGCUUCCCCCCUGUCUCCACACCGAAGAGCCAAGUCACUGGACAGGAGGUCCACGGAGCCCUCCGUGACGCCCGACCUGCUGAAUUUCAAGAAAGGCUGGCUGACUAAGCAGUAUGAGGAUGGCCAGUGGAAGAAACACUGGUUUGUCCUGGCCGAUCAAAGCCUGAGAUACUACAGGGAUUCGGUGGCUGAGGAGGCAGCCGACUUGGAUGGGGAAAUUGACUUGUCUACAUGUUACGAUGUCACGGAGUAUCCAGUUCAGAGAAACUAUGGCUUCCAGAUCCAUACAAAGGAGGGCGAGUUUACCCUAUCGGCCAUGACGUCCGGGAUUCGGCGGAACUGGAUCCAGACCAUCAUGAAACACGUGCACCCGACCACUGCCCCGGACGUGACGAGCUCGUUGCCAGAGGAAAAAAACAAGAGCAGCUCCUCUUUUGAGACAUGCCCGAGGCCUACUGAGAAGCAAGAGGCAGAGCCGGGGGAGCCGGACCCUGAGCAGAAGAGGAGCCGCGCACGGGAGCGGAGGCGAGAGGGCCGCUCCAAGACCUUUGACUGGGCUGAGUUCCGUCCCAUCCAGCAGGCCCUGGCUCAGGAGCGGGUGGGUGGCUCAGGGCCCACUGACACCCAUGAGCCCCUGCGCCCUGAGGUGGAGCCUGGGGAGCUGGAACGGGAGCGUGCACGGAGGCGGGAGGAGCGCCGCAAGCGCUUUGGGAUGCUCGACGCCACAGACGGGCCAGGCACUGAGGAUAUAGCCCUGCGCAUGGAGGUGGACCGGAGCCCAGGGCUGCCUGUGAGUGACCUCAAGACGCAUAACGUCCAUGUGGAGAUCGAGCAGCGGUGGCAUCAGGUGGAGACCACGCCUCUCCGGGAAGAGAAGCAGGUGCCCAUCGCUCCCGUCCACCUGUCUUCUGAAGAUGGGGGUGACCGGCUCUCCACACACGAGCUGACCUCUCUGCUGGAGAAGGAGCUGGAGCAGAGCCAGAAGGAGGCCUCAGACCUUCUGGAGCAGAACCGGCUCCUGCAGGACCAGCUGAGGGUGGCCCUGGGCCGGGAGCAGAGCGCCCGUGAGGGCUACGUGCUGCAGGCCACGUGCGAGCGAGGGUUUGCAGCAAUGGAAGAAACGCACCAGAAGAAGAUUGAAGAUCUGCAGAGGCAGCACCAGCGGGAGCUAGAGAAACUUCGGGAGGAGAAAGACCGCCUCCUGGCCGAGGAGACAGCGGCCACCAUCUCAGCCAUCGAAGCCAUGAAGAAUGCCCACCGGGAGGAGAUGGAGCGGGAACUGGAGAAGAGCCAGCGGUCCCAGAUCAGCAGCGUCAACUCGGACGUUGAGGCCCUACGGCGCCAGUACCUGGAGGAGCUGCAGUCGGUACAGCGGGAACUGGAGGUCCUCUCGGAGCAGUACUCGCAGAAGUGCCUGGAGAAUGCCCACCUGGCCCAGGCGCUGGAAGCCGAGCGGCAGGCCCUGCGGCAGUGCCAGCGUGAGAACCAAGAGCUCAAUGCCCACAACCAGGAGCUGAACAACCGCCUGGCUGCAGAGAUCACACGGUUACGGACGCUGCUGACUGGGGACGGCGGUGGGGAGGCCACUGGGUCACCCCUUGCACAGGGCAAGGAUGCCUAUGAACUAGAGGUCUUAUUGCGGGUAAAGGAAUCGGAAAUACAGUACCUGAAACAGGAAAUUAGCUCCCUCAAGGAUGAGCUGCAGACGGCACUGCGGGACAAGAAGUACGCAAGUGACAAGUACAAAGACAUCUACACAGAGCUCAGCAUCGCGAAGGCUAAGGCUGACUGUGACAUCAGCAGGUUGAAGGAACAGCUCAAGGCUGCAACGGAAGCGCUGGGGGAAAAGUCCCCUGACAGUGCCACGGUGUCCGGAUACGAUAUAAUGAAAUCUAAAAGCAAUCCUGACUUCUUGAAGAAAGACAGAUCCUGUGUCACCCGGCAACUCAGAAACAUCAGGUCCAAGUCCGUAAUUGAGCAGGUCUCGUGGGAUACCUGAAAUGCACCCGCUUCCCGGCCCAUGCAGGAGAGUCUGAAGGAAGGCCUGACGGUGCAAGAACGGUUGAAGCUCUUUGAAUCCAGGGACUUGAAGAAAGACUAGCUGUGUCCCAUCCAAGUUGAGCACGCGCCUUCCCCAGCUUGCAGCAGCACACCCCGAGCGCUGCUUUUCACCUGUACCUUUGUUUUAUUAUUAUUAUUGCUGUUGUUGUCAUCGUUAACUGUGGGCAUGGAAUGUGUGAGGCUGGCUUCUGGGUUGUCCACACCACUCUGCUGUGUUGACUUCCUAUUGUCUUCAUCAAAGCUCUUUUCCGUGGUAUUCUAAAAUUAGGCCAGCAGUGGGGGCUGGGAGGGCAUCUGUGUUAGUCCCUUCCUGGCUGUGACCCGCUGCACUCACUGUCAGUAUUAAGGCCCAGCAGCCUGUUGAUAAGCUACCCUGUCUCACCACGCGCUGGUGUGGAAACAGGGCCCAGCCAGCACGCCUCAAGGUAGAUGGAAUCCCCACUGGUCAGAGAAAAAGCCAUGCGGACACUCCAGCUUUUGGCCUGGGUCACAGCACUGACUCCUCACCCGCUAGUAUGGCUGUGAAGAGGAGAAGGUGCGCUGCCUUCCGGCCUGGGAGGAAGACAGCAUUUUGUAUCUGUUCCACUGAUGCAGCUUAGAACCACACCCCUGAGAAUCGUGGCAAACCUUUCACAACCUGGAAAAUGUUGAAAGCAACCAUUCCUAUUUUUGUUUGUUUUUUAUUAAAUCUUGCACAAAACCCCCGGCCCCUCUCCUUCCUUCCUUCCUUCCUCUGCUCGUUCCUUUCUUGGUCUCCAGUAACCCUGGUCUUUUCAUAACUACUCAAGAUUGUUAACCUGCAGCCCAGGUUUCAGACUCUGAUUGCAAAAAGUGAAUUCCCUCCAGGAAUCAUUCAAAGCGGGGGAAGGUUUGGGGGGUUUGGGUUUUUUUAACCUUUUGGAGAAGAAACCGUCACAUUGCUUUGGAAAAGGUUGAGAGGAGACCCCUGUUAAGUCAAGAAGAAAGUACAGAGGAUGUCAGAAUCUGAUGAGAACAGCACAUUAGUGUGUAUUCAGACUCUGAUCUUAACUCUCAUUUAAUCUGUGCUCUGGAAACCUAUCUUGCAACAUUUACUUUUAAAAGAGCCUGUUUAAAGUAAACCUAUACUACCAGUUUUGCUUUUUCUGACAGUUUGAGGAAGACCUUUUUAACUACCACAAAACAUUCUACAACAAUUCUUGAAAAUCUCCUAAAUUGGAGUCUUUAUUAUGGCCCCAUGAAAAGCAUUAAUUCCAUUAAGAUAAGGAGUAUAAACCCUGGCUGGUGGAAUAGGUUCUGCUACUUUAGGAGCAAGGUGGGGUGUGAGCAGAUGAUUUUCAUGCCAAGAACAUGCUUUCACUUUGUAUUCAUGCUUGAGUUGAUGUGAUGGUCUCUGUGGGUGCGUGGAUGCUUUGGGAGUAGAAAUCUAGAAAUCCUGUUGCUCAGUUUCUAGAUGAAGUCAUGAGCAUGGCCAUCUGUGGAGCUCUGGCCCCGCCCCCAUUGUGCAGAAAGGCUGGGAGAAAGGCCUGGAGUUUUCAUGUGUUUUAAGACCCAGGUUUAGGUGCUCUCUUCUCACUGGAAUAGCUAAGUGCUCUCCACUGGCAUCGAGCCCUUUCCACAAGUUUUUAAGGCUCUUAACCCACACUUUCACUCCUCUGCUACUAGUCUUCAGUGUUGUUAACAGCAAGAGAAAAUUGGGUUUGUUUUAAAAUCUACUUCUCUGAGGUGGCACAGUUGUGCAGCUGUAGUCCCAGCUACUCAGGAGGCUGAGGUAGGAGGAUCGCUUCAGUCCAGAAGGUUGAAGCUGCAGUUAGCCAUGAUCAUGUCACUGCACUCCAGCCUGGGCAACAGAGCAAGGCCCCAUAUCAAAUACAGAUACACUUAUCAGACCCCCCUGACCAUUUAGAUUAGCAGUGCUUUGAGAAAUGCACUAUGACCUUUCUGUGUCAAUGGGAAUAUACAGAAGGAACGUUCGGGACCCCACUGUCCCCCACAGCCCCAUUGUUGUCUCCAGCACACUGCUGGGACACACGAAUGCUCCAGGACAGACAGGGACCUGGUGUGCAUCAGGAUCUGACCAGACAGGAGUUUUUGCCUGUUACCUGGGUGCUACGAUUUCGUGCCAUUCUCUGAGGUCCACCACCUGCCUUGCCUGGCGUGGUUUCCUUCGUGAUCAUCCCUGCUGCCCCUGGGGACAGACCCACUGGCCCUUCUGCAGACAGCUUCCUGCCUUCUGCCCUCCAGGGGGUUCUGGGCAGAGUCCAUGCUUGGAGACAGGAUCUCUCUGCCUUCAGCCCUCACAGUGCUUUAAAUUAAAGCAAGUUUGCCCAUAGGUCAAAAGAGCAUUUGAUUCACUUUUUUCCAUCACGUAUCCCUUGAGGCUGGACUUCAGGAAUCCUAGAAAAUGAAUAUGAGUGCAGCAUGUAAGGGGUCAGUGACAGGCCAGCUGGGCAUCUGUAUUCCUCCCUGCCACAGGCCUCUCCCCCGGGGCUGAUUUAGUGUAGGGUAUUGCCAGGAAACGGACUGAGGCUGCUUUGCUAAGAGCUCCUGAAAAUGCCCUGGGCCUGCCCUGGCGUUUCUGAAGAGCCCUCACAAAGGGCAGCCACCAUGUGGGUCAAGGAAGUCUGGGUUCCGUGCUGGUGGGCUCCAUCUUGCGAUGGAGUGAACCAGGCGAGAAAGGAUGACGAUGUUCUUCGUGUUCCACCUAGACAUGCCCCAGGAACAGAGACUUGCCCAGAUGGCAACACUGGCACAGAUGUUGAUGGCUGCCCAACUGGUGCCACACUGAGCAGGGAGCAUUGUGCUGCACAGGGCUGGGCCCUCUCUCCAGUUUCCUUCCUGCAGGCAUCCAAAUACCCUGGAAAGGUUUUAGCCCCUGAAUUCCAGGGAGAAGAAAGAAGAACAGUGAAGAAGUAGAACUGGUUUCUGUGUGGGGAGAGGAAAGUCUUAGGGGCAGCUGCGGGCGGGGUCUCAGGCUGCUCCUUGGCACCACCCACACAAUAGUGAGCUUUCCCAGCUUUAUCGAUGAGGAAGAUGUUCAAAUAGAUAAGACUUCAGCAUUUUAAUUAUUUUCCUAUAAAUGUAUUUAUGUGUAGUAUGCUAGCACCAGCCGGUAAGCUGUGCCCCACAUAUGAGUGGGAAAGUGAGGCUUGUGUGAGUUUUUGCGGGCAUGUGCGUAGUUACCUUGCGUGCACACCUGCACGUGCAGAAUAGUCACUUUCUGCUGGUCAGUUUCUUUAUCCACACAUGGUGCCUCAGCCCCAAGCAGGUGUGGAGACCAGCGUUUCAGAGGAUGCACUGUCCACAGCCUCCCAGGUCCGAGUGGAUCAUGGGGCAGGGGUGGAGGCGGACAAUGCGCUGCCCUGUGAGCUGGAGGCCUGUGCUUCAGGGAGUCAUAAUGGGCCUGUGCUAAGUGGGUGAUGCGGUGAACAUCCCAGGGUGACUAGAGAUAGCAGCAUCGCGAACUUGUGGGUUUAUUGAACAAGAGGUAACAUCAGAGAGGAUCUUGCCUUCAGAUUCAGCAAGUAUGAAGGCAGAAGAGCAUGGAGACCAAGGCCCCACAGCCUGCUUAGUGAUGUGGAAGGCCCAGCAAGAACCUGUUUCUGCAGCAGCCACCAGCUCCUGUCACUCUCUGACCCUCCAGCUCAUGCAGCCAUACAGGGAGAAGAGGGAAUUUUGGCUGUUUAAAGAACACAGUUGUGAAUCUGAGAAUGUGCCUGAAAGGAAUACUGACAGAUAAGGCCGGAAACAAAACUGAUGGCUUGAAAAACAUUUUUAUCGAAUGUGUUUACUACCAUUUGUUUUACUACAGAGGUAGAUGGGACUCUUAACUUUUGGGUACUUGGAAACAUGCUGAGAAUUAAACACAAUCCUGAUCAUCACUCCUGCCUGGCCGUCUCCUGGGAGGUUGCCGGGUGCCACAGAGCUGGAACACACCAGAGCCCGCUAGGUGUUUGCAGGGCCCUGGAGGCCAAGGCCACUCUGUGUGGGGUCCCUGUUGGCAGCCAGGUCCCCACACAAACAAGUAAUCCUGUUCGGCCUACUUGGCUUUGAACAUGACCUACAGCCUAAUUUGGGGUGUAGGGGAAGCUCUGCUGUCCCCUGCUCCUUUGUAUGUUGGGUGAGUUUAAUGGCUGGCCACAUACCCCUUUCUCCCAGCUACUCAUUCACGGACUUGCCUAAGUUCUAAGACAGUCGCACUUAGAAAAGAAUGCGACACGUCAACAUUUACUGUUCCUGAAAAAAAAGAGUUUGCUCAACAUGGUCCUAAAGAAGCUUGGAAUUUAUAAGACCUUCCUUUAUAAAAUACAGUGUUUUUGGGGGAGUUGUUGUUGUUUGUUUUUUGCUUUUUUUUGUUGGUUUGUUUUUUGUUUUGAGACAGAGUCUUGCUCUGUUGCCCAGGCUGGAGUGUGGUGGCACAGUCUCGGCUCACUGCAACCUCUGCCUCCUGGGUUCACGCCAUUCUCCUGCCUCAGCCUCCCGAGUAGCUGGGACUACAGGCGCCUGCCACCACAACUGGCUAAUUUUUUUUUGUAUUUUUAAUAGAGAUGGGGUUUCACCAUGUUGGCCAGGAUGGGCUCGAUCUCCUGACCUCGUGAUCUGCCCGCCUCAGCCUCCCAAAGUGCUGCUGGGAUUGCAGGUGUGAGCCACUGUGCCUGGCGUAUAAGAUAGAGUUUUUUUUAAAAAACCUGUGACCCCAUUGUCACUAAGGGAGAAAGAAAUUAAGUAUUGUCAAAGUUUUAUAAAGAAUGGAAACGUAUGAUAUUAUACUUCGAAGGAAUUUGAUGUUGAAAUUUUAAAGAAAAUUUGUCAUGUUGAUGAGAAAGCUUCACUUUCCUGGGAGCGUCAUUCAUUUUAGGGUGUGAGAUGAAAAUCCUGGCUAGGCGAGUCACAGGUCUGAGGUACAAGGAAUUUGCGUUCUAAACAGGUUGUAACUUGCCGGAAGGUCCAUGUUGGAGCACUAAGAGGUGACACAGGCCAGAGACGUUUCGUUUCCCCUUUCCUGCAAGCUGGCAUCAGCCCUCUGUUUUCUCCUUUCAGCUGAAAUGAGCGAAGGUUCUCGGUGCGGGCAAAACAGCCCCAUUUCUGAAAGGAUUUGGGAAGAAAGCUGCUGGUAACUUGCUUAUUAAAAAGUUCCUUAGAAUUAAGGCAUCUACACACUGUUUUCCCACCUUUCACCUGCCUGGGCUUUCCUGCCCUCCAGCAUUCUUCUGAAGAGAGGUUCCUAGCCCACUCAGCGCAAGCGUCUUCAGUGGGUACUCAGCAGCUGAACGUGGGUUUUCCACGCACUUCAGACUUGGAGGUUGGCCAUGUACAAGCACACUCCUUCCCUCCCCGGGCCUCUCCAUGCCACCACCCGCUUUAAAGAUGUAAACUCAGUAGAUUUCUCAUCCCAUAAAAGGUCAUCUUCACGUCGAAAGGUGAAGGCCGCCACUGUUCUCAAUGCCAAGCAACAGAGCGUUCUGAGAUGGGCGUUCUUCCUUGCAUGGCAGCUAUGGCAGGUUGUUCUGCAGCCACCCCUUAGAGGGGGCUGUUCGUUGUACCCUUGUACAGUUCUUGUGUUUACACACUUGGGCCGAACAGUUUUCAGCAAGGGCGUGUGUCCACAACCGAUGGCAGUAAGAACCACCCUGAGCUGAAGGCUAGUAACACGGUGCUGUAGGCUCUUUAAAAGGAAAGCCUGGCAUAAACCCAGUAUGGAAAGGAACAUUACCAGUUCUCUCAAAUGUUGACCCGUUCAUUCUCUUGCUCUUUUCAGAACUGUGAGCUUCAAGUAUUCUUGCUUCUCUGUAAAGAGAAGACAUCUCCCUUCUCUGAAAUCCUUCAACAAAAGAAAAGACACUUGGCAGGGUAGGGGAGUCAGUAGCUCAACACUAGACGUCCCUAGAGAUGGGACAAGUUUCCGUCUGAACACGUCUUGGGUCCGAGUCCUUAGGUGUUUGGAUGCAAUACUUUGUGAAUACUGAAGCUACUGCAUGCUUGGUGUAGCUUGCAAUUUCUCUGUAUUUAAAAGCACUGUGUUUAUUUUCUUCAAAAUAACCUGUAUAUUAUUCAGAGCAAGCAAUGUAAAUAUUACUGAGAAGUUACUGCAGGGAUUUUUGUGACAAAGUUUGUAUGGGUUUUUAAAAAAAUCUUAGACACCCCUUUUUAAGAUGGGGAGAACAGGGUUGACUGCACCGUUGAACCCCACCCAGCAUUAUAAGGAAAUGUUUUUAAUGACUGCUGCAUCUUUGUAAACGUUUGGUCAUCUAACAGAUGGUUUUAAAGUAUAUAAUACCUAAAAUAACGAUAGCCCUGUAUCCAUACAUUGUUUCAUUGAAAUAAUUCUAUAUUGCCUGUUCUUGGUAGAGCCAGUGUCCUCAAGGAAAAUCAGGAAAAUGAAGAAAAUGAUGGCGCCAUCUUGACCAGACUUCUGCACAGUAAUUUAAGGCUAUCAUAGGGAGACUUGGUUCAAGGCACAGUUCUGGGAUCGGGGCCUAAAUGUGAAGUUUCUGAGAACCUUCAAGACCACUCACUGGGCAGGGCUCUGUGUGGAGCACCAGAGCUGUUUGGAUUCCCCAGCCCUUUGGUCAUAUCCUAGAAUUCCAUGGAGGCUGCAGAACUUCGAUGCAGCUGUUUUUUACAACACGUAUUUUUGUCAGAUUGGUAAGGAAACACUGAGUCACAGAAUACUUAAGAAUUGGAGACUCCAGUACUGUAGGAUGGCCUGGGAGGAUGCCCAAGUCCCAAGGGGUGGACACGGCAUGUUCCUCGGGCACGGCCUCAGUGGGGGCCUUCCCCAGGCACAGCUUGGUCACCUGAGGAAAGGGUGUUUCAGAGGCGCAGCCACACACACACAGCGCUUGCAGCUUCACAGUCACGUCCGUCACUCCCCGCCCCCCACCCACCUUGAGAAGUUAGUGGUGUCACAUACUUAGUUUUAUAGACAGCUAGGAAUAGAUUGUGAAGAACACUCAGUUCACUACUGUGUUAUGUUUAUAUCACAAGCUUCAAUUAAAAUGGAUUUUAAAGGAUUUUAGGAUUUACUUUUAGUAUUAACCACUUAUCUACUGACAUACUGUUAGGAUUCAAAACCAGUUAAGUGUAAGUAUUACUUCAUGUGGUUUUCCUAGGGUGAUAUUUAUAAAAGGUAGAAAGCAUCCAAGUGGCUCCUCAGUAAUUACAAUUCUUAAUGAUUUUUCUCACAAAACUGUGCCCUUCUGUCAGGGUCAAUGUCUCAAUUUAUUAUCAAAGACAAAACAUACUGUGCCAAGCUGGGGCACUGUAUGUGAACGGAGUGGAAAUGCUUCAGUCACCUCUGCCGCAGCUUGUGAUUCCAGCAGUUCUGAUAAACGUUCUGUCACAUGAUAAAAAGAAGCAGCUCGUGUAAUUCCAACUGGCAUUUUAUUUCUGUCCUGAUGCUAAAUGGUAACGCCUAACAGACUAAAAGCCAUGUGCAGAAGAAAGGGCUGAAUGAGUACCGCCUCCCCAGGUUCCAGUGCAGCGCUCGGCUCUGAGAAGUAGAGGCCUGGAGUUGGGUGAGCCAUCCACUGUCAGGCCAGUGUCUCAAGAAAGCCUGAUUGCUGAGCUGCUGCUCUCUUUUUUGGGGGGGGACUUUUGAGGCUUUUUUUUUUUUUUUACAAAGUUUGUGAUCAACUAUUCACUACAAUUGAAGUGUUACUUUGUCAGAAUAUUUAUUCCUUUGUGUGACAUGCUAGAUUCCCUGGAUGUAGCUGAUCAUUUUUAUUUUGUAAAUAUUACCUAACUUUACAUAAACUAUAUCAUAAUAAACUAUUUUUGCAUCACC